AUGCAGAUUUUCGUUAAAACAUUGACUGGGAAAACGAUCACUUUAGAGGUUAGUGUAAUUUAUUUGGUGACACGUGCGUUCAGAUUAAACGCUUUUACAACUGAUUUAGUGUACGUAAACCAGAGGGAAUGACCCGUACAGACGUCGCAGUAAUGCUAUGACAAGGAUGUUUUAUUUCCGUACACAUUUAAGCUAACUUACUGACAUUAAGGCUAAAAUGAAAAACUUUGUUCUGUUAAAUUUCCUUCCAACCCCAUACAUGUAAAACUUAUAAUGCAUGCAGCAAUUUCACACAAAUAGUUAACUUGAGUCGAAACAUGUACGCAUAUUCAGUGUAUGGGGCUUUAUGGAAGUCUUGCCAGAAUUUUAUCUCAAGUUUACCCUGGCUGGGAUCAACCAUAUUUGUAGAGCUAUUAAAUCUCCAACUUUUAAGUUUCCCUUUUCAAAUUGGUGAUCAUGUCUCACUCAUUAUCCCUAAUCAAGGCAAACUUACUUGUUCUUUAAAACUUGUACUUAUAUCUGCCUCGCUUUCUAUCUAAAACUUAUCUUUCUUGUUCUUUAAACACUUGUCAUGGCCUGUGAGCCACCAAGCAACUUACCGUUCAAGAUGCUGUAUAUUCUGUAUUUGCAACCCAAACAGUUUUGUCUUUUCUGUCAUUGGAAGGCAUUUAAGAUCAUUGUAAUGACCAUUUGAUAAUUAUCAAGGACAGAUCAAGAGGCACACACUGGACUGGCAGUGUGUGCCAGGUCUUUUUUAAAUAUCCGUAGUUGCUUGGAAUGUCUCUUUCAUUGCUGACAAGUUGUACAAGUUAUGACUAAACGAGCCAAAGGCCCAAACAGCCCGAGCUUAUCCUGGUUUCAUUAGCAUGAAGCACCUAGGAGUAUUGCUACUCCCCCCUGGACGGGAUGCUAGUCCAGCGCAGGGUUAACCCCCAGCAGUUUGUUGCUGGUACCCAUUUAUACACCUGGGUGAAGGGAGACAAAGUGAAGUAAAGUUACUUGUUUAAGGAAACAAUGUGAUGGGCCAGACUUGAACCCCAGACCUCCAAAUCCAGAGUUUGAGAUGUUAACCACUGAGCCACACAUGCCUCCACAUGACUGUAUACUCUUAUUGAUUUAUUGUAGGUUGAACCUAGUGACUCAAUUGAAAAUGUAAAGACAAAGAUUCAAGACAAAGAGGGUAGGUUGAACUCUGGUUUAAUGUAAAAUAAUUUUUUAGCGAUUUGACAAAAAUAUGUUGGUUGCAUCAUAAAUGACUAGGCAUUAGGAACUCAUAUGGAAAUCUUUGACUUAUUCAGGUUCCCCUGCAAAAUUACAUUAACAUCUAGUACAGAACAAUGAUUGUUCUGUACAAGAUUUUAAUAUAAUUUGGAUAAAAAAAUUUGAAUAUUUUAGGGCUUGAAAUAAUUUCCCGGAUGGCACAAACCACAAACCUUUUUUUGCUCAGACACAACCCAUUUUUGGCCAGACAAAUGUCUUUCAUCUAGGAUUACAGUAAAAUACAUGCGGACUAUUAUAAAAAUACUUUACAACACUACAAACACUCUCCUGAAUUUCCGGUGACAACUUUAUAGAGGACAAAGCCAUAAUUUUUAUCGUGCAAAUCCCAGAAAAUGAAAAACCACCUUUACUGCCCUGGUGCCAAGUGCUUCUGAAAUUUCACACAGUCGCAGAGCUGGGAAAUUCAGGUAAAUCCGUGAAAUUCAGUAGAAGUCUUUCCAAAUACAUGUCAGAAUCAACAUAUUUGAGACUUAUCUCAGCUAAUGGGGCUGUUUUUGCCAUAAACUUGCAAAUUUACAUGUACAGUACAGCUGAGAGAUAACCGUCCACGUUAACGCGCAAACUAUUUAGCGAGAAGUUUGUUAACACAAGUCCAUUUACUAACACGCUUCAAAAACAGGCUUGCAUUAGAACUGAUUAGUAUGUAUCAGCUAGUUUAUUGUUCCUGGUUUAUUGUUGUCGCAACAGCCGCAACAAAAGGCUUAACAUCGUCUACAAGACUCUGCAAAAGACUGAAGCAGGGUUUCAAUUCUAUACACAGUAAUCGACUGCUUGAUUUCACAAUACCAAGUAGAACAAAAGACGAACAAACACAAGAUUACUUGAAGACUAAUUUUUCAGUAAUCUUUUAGCUUCUCUCAGUCACAAAAAACUUUCUACUCUAUAAAAUGAUAAAAUCUACUCAUUGUUUAAUUCUUGCAAGAAAUUCCUGAAGUAUGCAAAUUCAAGAUACAGUAUCAGUUGACAACUCUUCAGGAAAUUUGCAUCGAUUCACAUGACUCGGAUGAUACUUUGCGUCAAAACGUUAAUAGAAAUGUUUGAACGGUGUUUUGCAUCAUUGAAAUAGCAGAAGUCGUCAGUUCACCAGUUGAACUUUAAAACAAUCGAUGACUUUAUAUCUGUCAAAUCCACAAUUAAAGGAAGUUUGUGUAAAUAAAUGUUCGAUCAACGGCGUGUAAGCAAAGUCUCGAGGCGCUUCUCAUUGCUUUUGUUCUUAUGGCUUGUCUUUCAAAUUCAACUUGCCGAUAUUUUUUUUCAAUUGCCUGUUUGUGAAUGUCCAUUGGCAUUAUCACAGUUGAAUUUCUGGUCAUCGGUGUCUAUAGUCUGGGUGUUUUUUGUUGGAAACAUUGCUUGUACCUGAAUUGCUGUUUCGUGAUUCAGAAUAGCAUCUCAGUUUGAUAUUUCGCCUUUCACUUUUUGUGAGACAUGAUUGUGGAUAUAAAGGUUUGAUUUGAAUAUACAUAUAAAGCUUCGGAAAACUUCAGAAACCUCCAAGAAGUUCAGAGCUUUGAAAGCAAUAUUAUAUAGACUGGUGCAAUGCAAUCCACUUUUGAAACAUCACACAAUUUGUCAUCAGUUGCAGUCAUAAGCUUGGCAAUGAAACAGUUCAUGUGUAUCAAGUUCCAUCGCGAAAAAAACACAAGCCCAAUUUUAUGAGAGAUUAACUCAAAAUUUAAAGAAUGUGCUAUAUUUCCUUCUAGAAUAAAAACCAUUGUUUCUCGAAAGUUUUCAAGGAUCAGGAACGCAAUUUCAGAGCCAAAGAUUGGUCAUGUUACAGACGGAUGUGCUUGUUACCACUGAUGGCCAGAUAAGCCCAGAAUUGUUUGACGUUACAGAAUAGACAUGCUGUUAUUUAUAUACACUGUUUGUUUGCAUUUAGAGUAGGCAUUUGAAACCAUACUAAAAGAAAUGAAGCUUGAUAUAGAUGUCCUGGAAGAAAGAUUCGCUUUAUAACUGCAAUUUGUCUUGUUUUGAGCAUACAGUCGCUUGCGCCGUGUUGUGUUAAUAUUAAUAAUAAUAAUAAUAAUUUAUUUCUUAUUAGGCACAAAUUAACGUCUGAAUAUUAUCAAAUGCGCCUUACAAUUAUAACUUUCUAUAAUAAUUACAACAAAGUAUACUCAAGAAACCUAAAAUUUAUAAUCUAAAAUUUUCUUGUUUAUUUUAUUGUUACAGCUGUUUGUCUAUGUAAAAUUAUCAAGAAAUCAGUUUUGGGUGAAUCUUUUGCUUUCUGUCCUGCAAAACUCUAUCCUCAACUUGAUACUUGAUAGGCUAAGCUUGUUCUCGAUUUUAUAUCCGUUAUACAUGUAGUUACCCAGGGUAGGGAAAACAAAGCGAAAACAAUGAAGCAUUAAACAGUGCAUAACAAAAGUGAAAGCUAGUUUUAAAAAUGGGCUUUCAAACUAGUUAACAAUUUUGCGUUAAUGCAGAAAAUGUGUAUGUCUUUUGCAUGUCCGUUGGUCGCUUAUCUCUGAGCUGUACUGUAUCUUGAAACUUCUCAUUGCAACUAGAAAACGGCCCAAAACUACCAGGUGUUCUCAGACUAUUAUUGCAAAAAACUGGGCACUGGCCAGUGCAUGAUAUAAAAAGCUUUGCCAUUGGUGCAUUUCUGAGCUCAUUGUUGUUAAAAGAGCAAAUGAAGAUCUCUGAUAAAAAAAACCUUGUGCAAGACAAUAACCAAGUCCAAACAAGAUCUUAAAGCAAAUGGGGGCUUUAAAACCAAAAUCACCAGUUCUAAAAAGGCAACAUUUUAAUUUAUAAGUAGUCGAUGUUUCUGUUGUUGUUGUUGUUAUUGCACAAGCUACCGCUCAACAUUCCCCCUGCCCCAAGAGAAAAAAAACAAAAAUUGGCACAAAAUUGUUGUUUUUUAAUGAUUGUUUUUUGGCAAAAUUUUCCUGCAAAAUCAGCCAUUUUUUCCGCAAACUUGUCUCUAAAAAUCCCACCAAAUUUGACUUUUUUCCGCGACCUAUCAAAGGCCCUGUCAGCAUGCAAAGAAAGAAGUGUCCGAUAGUCCGGGGCUAGUGGACUUUGUUAUUGGGCUAGGGAAUUUUGUUUUUAAAUUGCCCAACAGGCAAGUGAAGUUUUUUGAGAAAUUCAAAUGACAGAAGAACUGUGAAAUCAAUCUGCUCAUCAAAAUGUUUUUGGGGCUAGUUGAAAUGAUGUUUGGGCUAGUAAAUGUUAGCCUCAGCUUGCCCGAAUGGCAAGCUGUAAAAAUGACUUUCUUUGCACCCUGCCCUGUGUUAUGAAUGGUUUACAGCUUCUUGAUCUGGUCACCUUUUUCUCUCUUUCUGCCCCCACUUUUUUUCCUUCACGAACAUCAAUAAUGUCCAAUCUUGACCUAUCGUAUUUUGAAAAAGUGAAGGUCUGAAUUACAUUAGAAGCAUAAAAGAGCGGACAAAAUGUCCAGUCAUCUAAGGAUUUGACUGGACAAAACCUAUUUUUGACGGGACAUUGUCCAUUGACCAGCCAUUAAUUCAAGCCCUGCAUUUCUCUCAAACAGGUAUUUUUGAAAACAUAGUUGCCUGAACAUAAUAUUUACUCAUCCAAACAAACAGAAGCAAAGACCAAAAUCAAAGACUCAAUAUCGGUAAUCAUGUUGUUUAAAUUUGAUUUUCUAUUUCCAUGAGAAACAAAAUUUUAUGGUGAUGGAAUUCCUUGUUCUGAAAUAAGAUUAUGCUUUGAAAGGUGCACUCUUGUAUAUUUAAGCAAUAGAAAAUGUUUUCCAUGUUUGCAUAACCUGGUAUAAACACACGAAGGGUUGGGAGAAUUUGAGACAGUUAUGUUCAUCUUGGGUUUGCGUAACUUUUAAGAAUAAUUAUUCUCCUAACCCCUUGAGUGUUUAUAUCAGGCUAUGCAAAUAGAGGGAAACAGUUUUCUUCUAUUGCUUUUAUAAAUUAACUUUUCCGAGAAAAUAUUCCAAACUCUUUCUUAUGGUACUGAUUAAAAGAGAAAUUCUUACCCAGUGGCAAAGUCUUGUACACAAAGUCUUGCUUCUAAAGAUUUUCCAACUUUCAGCCGCCAAGGAAAUGGGUAAAAAAAGUAAACUUGUCAAGUUUUCAACUCAAGAGCUUUAUCAAAGUUAUGCUUGCAUGAUUAGCACACGAAAAGCAAAACAUCUUGAUAUCACAACCAUGUUUGCCUACUCUCUUGCAAACAUGUCUCUUGGCCAAUCAGAGUGCGCAUACUAUCUCAGUUAUUUUACAAAUGCCAACUGAACACUUCGAUAACAAUUUACAUCUCAAUAAUAUAAUCCGUGCUGGCUAUAUACAUGUACUCCUUACAGAACUAAAAAUGUUUAUUUUGCACUUUGUGAUCUAAGUCCCAGAUCCACUGUGUGACAGCACAACGAAGUUGACUAUUGAUGUUAAUAAUAAUGAUACUGUGUUAUUAGUAUGCUGGACAAAACUCUUCGGGAUUGAUGUUUUACUAGACAAAAACAAAAUACGCCAAGGAAUCUUGUCCUUUAAACUUCAUUAAAUUCCUUACGUAAAAAAUAUUUUCAUGUUGAUCACACAAGGAGGACUUGUGUUACAGUGUAUCCAAACUUGGUAAUGAAAUCACAAAGGUACGCAAAAUCAUGUGAUUUCUAAAAAAAACAAUUCAAAUAUUUUUCACUGAAAACGAAGUGUUGUUGAGCAACUUGGAGUGAGUCAUUGACAUACAGCACUAUAAUCCUUUCAUACAUCAGUUUAGAGAGUCAAUUAUUCAAGUUACAAUGCUAUCACUGGAGGGCCACAAGGCAAAUCCAACAGAGUUGUUUCAAGCUGUUGUGCAACAGAAUGUGAGGAAAUGGCAAGCUCCAGGGAGAAGAGCCGAGAAAUAAGGUCCAGCAACUAUUCCAGAGGCCGAAAUAGCAGUGCCUGAAGUUCUUGGCUGACUACACUUUAACACAGUGCUCAGCAUUUUGUGGCUGGUAUGAAACGCAAGCAACAGGCCACUAUCUUCAAAACAGGUCAAAGACCGAUUUAUUGGCAAGAAGCUAGAGUUUUGAGACGAUGAAAGUCGGAGGAAGGUGCCAUAUUUCAGUGGUCAAAUAACUUGCAGACUGUAAACAAGUUUUCCCUCCAAUUUCUGGUUGAGUGCUGUUCAAAACAUCCACAAACAUGUCACGAUGACGCUUCGUUAUGUGAUUCCUUUUUCUUAGAAAUGACGUGAUUUUGCAUACAUGUACCUUUGUGAUUUUGUUACCAAGUUUGGAUAUGCUGUAACACAAGUCCUGCUUGCGAGAUCAACAUGAAAAUAUUUUUCCAUGUCUGAAAUUUAUAAAGUUCAAAAGGGAAAAAUAAUAACACAUCGAUCCAGAUCCAAAACAGUUUUGUCCAGUGUACUAAUGAUAUUGUGUUGUUCUAUAUGCAACAAGACUUGCAUUAAAAAUUUACCCUUUUCCUUGUCAGGCAUUCCUCCUGAUCAGCAGCGAUUGAUUUUUGCUGGCAAACAGCUUGAAGAUGGAAGAACACUCAGUGAUUAUAACAUCCAGAAAGAGUCAACCCUGCAUCUUGUCCUUCGUCUGAGGGGAGGGGGUAAGAAAAGAAAGAAGAAGAACUACACUACCCCCAAGAAAAUCAAGCAUAAGAAGAAGAAGGUGAGUGAGAUGCUCUGUUUAAGAUGGAAGUGCCUUGCUUUUAGUGAUUGCACAUUCAUCAUCUAAAGUUGUCCAUAGUCUUGUACUUUAGAAAGCAGGGUUCUCAUUACGUUUUAGAGUAGACAGGUAUGCUGUAGGCAAUUUGAGGCUUUCACGCCCUCACUUUUCCCAUUUUCUUCCAACAGUAGAUGCCCCAGACCUCAAAGUAGCUGGUUUUUAACCAGUUACUGGCACUUAAUGAGAACCCUGGGAAAGUAAUCAGAUAUAGUUGGCCAAAGUUCAUGCAGCUUAAAUCUGCCAUGUGAUGACAGGGACCCACAACUUAACUUCACUAACUUGUCUUCUCUAAGAACAGAAGUUACUGAAAAUUGUGACAAACCUAAAAACACCCAUGAGAAGCUGUUGUGAGCUUCAUUUAGGGUGAAGGUUUAUUCCACAGAAAUGCAGGCUUUUAUGUUCUUUUUUUGUUGUUUUUACAUUCUGCUCCUUUUUUAAAAAAGUACCUGGAGGAUCAUUUUAAUAACAAAACAGACAAAAGUGCAAUCCCUUUUAGAUAACAUGUCCGGAUUUGUGAUCAUACUUUCCGCAUUAUUACUACAUGCAAUAAAUUAUUAAAAAGCAGUGUGGAAAAGGUAGUUUCUGAUCAUAAACCUCAAGGGGUAAACGUGAUGUUUCCUUCCACCUUUAGGUCAAGCUGGCAGUGCUGAAAUACUACAAAGUUAAUGAAAACGGAAAGAUCCUGCGCCUGCGGCGAGAAUGCCCAGGGGAUUCUUGUGGGGCUGGCGUUUUCAUGGCCAACCACUUUGACCGCCAAUACUGUGGCAAAUGUUGCCUCACCUAUGUGUACAGCAAACCUAAAGAUGAAGGCAAACAAAAAUAAUUUGAAAUAAAGUAGCUGUGAACUUUUCAGUCUUUUUUUGCUAUAGUUUCUUGUUGGGUUUGAGGGUUGUGCAGGUGACUUGUUACUACAAAGUUAAUGAAAACGGAAAUAUCCUCUGCCUGCGGCGAGAAUGCCCACGGGAUUCUUGUGGGGCCAGUGUUUUCAUGGUUAAAUUACUAUAUAGCAAAGCAAACUUGUUCCCGGGCCCUCUCUUCUCUCCAUUUCCUGGAGCCCUGGGAAUGAGGGGAUCUUGCAGCUCCAGAUUUUCAUGUGUGGCAUUUUUGACUAUUUCUCUUUCAUUCUAAACAUGAGAAAUAGUACAAGAGUGCUGGUGUUAUUUUUGUUUGUUGGGGUGCAGUCAUUUGCAAAAUCCGCAAUUAAAUAAUUGUGAAAUUCUGACUUUAUAGGUUUCUUAAGCAAAGUACCAAGCUUUUUGAAAAAAAUCCACUUUUCAGCAUAAAACGACCAAAUCUGUCUAUUUCAUGUAAAAUCAGG
This is a messenger RNA of Porites lobata, 8234 nucleotides long. The record is from the annotation of a GenBank genome assembly. Lineage: Eukaryota; Metazoa; Cnidaria; Anthozoa; Scleractinia; Poritidae.